Molecule: messenger RNA, 2012 nt
Organism: Spinacia oleracea (spinach)
Lineage: Eukaryota; Viridiplantae; Streptophyta; Magnoliopsida; Caryophyllales; Amaranthaceae
Product: seipin-2
Exons: 2
Coding region: 206-1663 (485 amino acids)
Biological process (GO): lipid droplet organization; lipid storage
Cellular component (GO): endoplasmic reticulum membrane
Source: RefSeq, a predicted model, not a curated record
ACGACCUUUCCCAUCCAAACCGACUUGUGAAAGGGUCCGCCCGUACCAGUAAGGCAGUAACCAGCCGAUGGCCUGGCCAUCCAUCGACCAUUUGACCCAUACUGCCGUACCGUGUUCGCUCAUCUUCGCCCGCGCGCCAAAUCAAAUCCUACGGAGAACCCUAACACUUCAAAUCCCCCAAAUUCAAUCUUCUCUAAAUUAAUCAAUGGAAGAUGCAAAAUCAACCGAUGAAGACGACCAAUUCCUCGACGCUUCUGAUGAAUUCCCCUUCUAUGAUUGCACUGUCACCUCGGGUUCUUCCCAAGACGAUGCUCCGUCAACCUCGCAAUCCACUCUUUCUCUCUCCUCUUAUCCCGAUUCAAAUGUCACAGGAGCAAGCCUCCGCCGUCGCCGUUCAUUAAGGAAUCGAAAAUCUAGAGAUAGCCGGAGAUUGGAUUCAGAUAAAGUCGAAUCUAAGUCAGAAACCAUCGAAAAGGAGAGUUCUACGGUGACCACGGAUGAAAAAGGCGAAGUUUCUCCGCCCCCACCGCAGCCACCGCCGGCGCCAGUGAGAGAACGUGAAAAUGAUGAUGGGCAGUUUAGUUCGUUGGCAAAUCUUGCUGAAUUGGUAAUUAAAGCAAUUGGGUUUCAGUUUAAUUUGUUAAUUAGCUUUGUUUGUUUCCCUUUUUGGGUGCUUUACUACUCUUGUUUGCUUGCUUUUAACCCAUUACUUAUAAUUGGGCUUGGGAAGAGUUAUUUGAUUGGAAAAUUAAGAGGAUUUUGGAAACUUGUUGGUGAUACAUUGAGUCCGUUUAUGUCUGAAUGGUUGAAUGAGCAUAAGUCAUGGUUGAAGCUCGCAAUGCGUUGCGGAUGGGGGUUGUUUUGGUCGGUUUAUGUUUGCUCCAUUUUAGUGAUUUUGUUGAUUGGAGCAUUUGUGCUUGGUGGGUUGAUGAUGAGGUAUUAUGUUGUUGAAGAGCCAUUCCAGUUAAAGCAGGGUCUGAAUUUCGACUACACAAAGAGCAAGCCGGUUGCGUUUGUGCCUUUUACAACAUGUCCGACUGCCGAAUGGAGGGAUAAAAAUGAUGGUGUGAGUGCUGUUGGGUUUUCUAGGGUUAUACCUCGGAAGCACAAGCUGCAGGCCACUGUUACCAUGGUUUUGCCCGAAUCAGAUUAUAAUAGAAAUCUGGGCAUGUUUCAGGUGAGGGUAGAAUUUCUAUCAGAAUAUGGUAAAGCUCUUGGUAGUUUCAGCCAUCCAUGCAUGUUGGGGUUUAAAAGCCAGCCACUCAACCUGUUGUUGACAUUUUUCAAGAUUGUUCCUCUUGUCACUGGCUAUCUUUCUGAGACCCAAACUUUGAAGUUAAAGUUCAGAGGAUACGGGGAAGGGGUCAUUCCUACUGCGUGCUUAAAGAUAACAAUGGAACAAAGAGCAGAAUUUCGACCGGCAGCUGGUAUCCCUCAAGUAUAUGAUGCGUUUGUACAUCUUGAAUCUGAACUACCAUUCUUUAAACGAAUCUUAUGGUACUGGAGAAGAACUAUAUUUGUUUGGCUCAGUAUGAUGGUGUUUACAGUGGAGAUGCUAUUUGCUCUUGUGUGCUGCAGACCUGUAAUAUUUCCAAGAGCAAGAACACCAAGUAAUGUGACUAGAAGAAACACCCGUGUAACUUCAUAUCCAGUUCAAAGGUAGCAGUCUAAUUACCGUCGAUUCGUGGUUAUUUUUUUCAAUAUAAUUUUGCUGGUUGUAAAAUGUAAAUGCAGUCCAUUGUUGACUUCUUGUAGUGUAAGAGUUCCCUUUGUAUAGAAUGAAAUAACAUGAUGAGCUUUGGUUUCUACUAGCUGUUGCUGUUCUUCAUUUUUUACUACUGGAUGUUUAAACGAAUGCAUAAGUCAGAUUUAUGAGACUUUUUAGUUUAAGGUGGUGUAAGUAUAUCAUGGGACAAUGAUUUUGUGCUUCAUUUAGGAUGGCUGAAUGUAACAUCAUAUGACAAAAAGUGGAGAUUUACGAGCUACAUUUGCUCGUAUUUAUUUUUAUUUUA